AUGGCAUCAUCCAAUUCACACUCUCCCUCUACUCUUACCCACAUCAUCAUCGCUAUUCUCGCCAUUUUUUUCAUCUUCUCUAAUUCCGCUUACUCGGUCCCAAUCCCAUUCAUCGACUCAACCACUAACAGCACCGACAACAACACGACCAAUUCUACUUCUACUACUACACCCUCUCCCGUAACUCCUAUAACUUCCCCAGAUCUCAUUUCCAACUAUCGCACAAUGUCAUUUUAUGCUGCCGCAGCUUAUUGUAAAAAUCUAACCACUAAUUGGGACUGUGGUCUGAUUUGCUCUUCUACACCGGGGACGCAGUUGAUAUCCGUGAUUGACGGGAAAGCUGCUGAAUCUCGCGCCUUUGUUGCAUUGAACCCAGAUGAUAAAAAGAUAAUUGUUGCUUUUCGUGGUACUUUGCCACAGGAUUUUAGAACUAUUGCUGUAGACGCUCAGUUCUUAUUUGGUGAUUAUAAGCCUGUUCCUGAUGCAAAAGUGCAUGCUGGGUUUAUAAAUGCAUUCGAAGAGAUAAGGGAUAGACUCGUAAAUGAGGUUAAGAAGCAGUUGGAACUUAAUCCCGGAUACAGUAUUGAUGUUUCCGGACAUAGUCUGGGUGGAGCUUUGGCUGUAUUGACUGGGCUUGAUUUUGUUCAGAAUAGCGAUACUUUGAAGUUCGACAAACUUUCUGUUUACACGCUUGGUCAGCCGCGACUUGGCAAUGACAUAUUUGCUGAUUACGUUGACAAGACAUUGGCUGUAAACCGCUUUGUACAUACGGUCGACUCAUAUACGCGCCUUCCGCCGCAAUUUAUCGGCUACCGUCAUCACAAUGGAGAGAUUUGGAUCCAAGACGAUGCGACUGCAGAAUCAGGCGGGACAAAACAGUGUGGUGGUGAUGAAAAUCCAAACUGUGUUAAUUCUGUGAAAGUAUCUGACCUCAAUUUUGGAGCUCACCAUGGGCCAUAUUUUGGUGUUGAUAUGCAUACGUGUAAUGGCUAA
Paraglomus brasilianum is the source of this 993-nucleotide messenger RNA. NCBI's taxonomy places the organism in Eukaryota, Fungi, Glomeromycota, Glomeromycetes, Paraglomerales, Paraglomeraceae. The record is from the annotation of a GenBank genome assembly.